Synchiropus splendidus (mandarinfish) is the source of this 4649-nucleotide messenger RNA. It is a transcript of the gene polr3a, whose product is annotated as polymerase (RNA) III (DNA directed) polypeptide A. The coding region runs from base 154 to 4326 and encodes 1390 amino acids. Gene Ontology annotation, biological process: DNA-templated transcription. NCBI's taxonomy places the organism in Eukaryota, Metazoa, Chordata, Actinopteri, Syngnathiformes, Callionymidae. Gene Ontology annotation, molecular function: DNA binding; DNA-directed RNA polymerase activity. The record is from RefSeq and is a predicted model, not a curated record. The transcript has 31 exons.
ACGUCAACAAACGUGUUCCCUAUCAACACGAGUCGUGCUAGCAAAGCUACAACAUGGGAGCUACUUAACGAAGUUAAAAUAAUGCCAAUAUAUUGUUGACACAGUCAUAGUUUAGUUGUGGCGAAUGUUUAAGCAUAAAUAUCGCCCGCAAAAAUGGUGAAGGAACAGUUCAGAGAAACAGAUGUGGCUAAAAAAAUUAGCCACAUCUGUUUCGGGAUGAAAUCAGCUGAGCAGAUGCGCCAGCAAGCUCACAUCCAAGUGGUCAGCAAAAAUCUGUACAGUCAAGAUACAAAACGUACACCGCUUCCCUAUGGUGUCCUGGACCACCGCAUGGGAACCAGUGAGAAAGACAGACCAUGCCUGACCUGUGGAAAGAAUCUGGCUGAUUGUUUGGGACAUUAUGGAUACUUGGAUCUGGAGCUUCCCUGCUUUCAUGUCGGAUAUUUCAAAGCCACCAUAGGAAUAUUACAGAUGAUUUGCAAGACAUGUUCAAGCAUAAUGCUUUCAAAAGAAGACAAACUACAGUUCAUGGAUAUUCUGAAGCGUCCAAACCUGCCUUAUCUUCAAAAACGGGGGUUGAAGAAGAAGAUUUCUGAUAAAUGCCGCAAGAGAACCAUCUGUCUGAAUUGUUCGGCUUUCAAUGGAUCAGUUAAAAAAUGUGGGCUGCUGAAGAUCAUUCACGAGAAAUACAAAACAAACAAGAAGGUUGUGGAUUCUUUUGUGUCGGAGUUCCUGCAGUCCUUUGAUAUCGCAGUUGAGCACAAUAAAUUGGUGGAGCCUCUCCUGUCACGCGCGCAGGAAAACCUGAACCCUCUAGUUGUGCUGAACCUUUUCAAGAGAAUUCCUCAAGAAGACAUUCCGCUCUUGCUGAUGAACCCAGAAGCUGGUAAACCGGCAGAUCUCAUCCUGACUCGCCUGUUGGUGCCUCCUCUGUGUAUUCGGCCAUCUGUGGUCAGCGACCUGAAAUCGGGCACCAAUGAGGAUGACCUCACCAUGAAGCUGACAGAGAUAAUAUUCCUGAAUGACGUCAUAAAAAAGCACCGGAUGACUGGUGCAAAGACUCAGAUGAUCAUGGAGGACUGGGACUUCCUGCAGCUUCAGUGUGCGCUGUAUAUCAACAGUGAGCUUUCUGGAAUCCCUCUUAACAUGGCCCCCAAGAAGUGGACCAGAGGCUUUGUGCAGAGGCUGAAGGGAAAGCAAGGUCGAUUCAGAGGGAAUCUCUCUGGUAAAAGAGUGGACUUCUCUGGUCGAACAGUCAUUUCUCCUGAUCCAAAUCUGAGGAUUGACGAGGUGGCAGUUCCCGUUCAUGUUGCUAAAAUCCUGACCUAUCCAGAGAGGGUCAACAAAGCCAAUAUUGAGCUGAUGAGGAAACUCGUCCGUAACGGUCCUGAUGUUCACCCUGGAGCCAACUUCAUCCAGAAUCGUCAAAAUCAAAUGAAAAGAUUUCUGAAAUAUGGAAACCGUGAGAAGAUCGCUCAGGAGUUGAGGUUUGGUGACGUGGUGGAGCGACACCUGAUCGACGGCGAUAUCGUCUUGUUUAACAGGCAGCCAUCCCUGCACAAACUCAGCAUCAUGGCUCAUGUUGCCAGAGUGAAACCUCACAGGACCUUUCGGUUCAACGAAUGUGUGUGCACCCCAUACAACGCAGACUUUGAUGGCGACGAAAUGAAUCUCCACCUUCCUCAGACCGAAGAAGCCAAAGCAGAAGCCUUGGUUUUGAUGGGGACCAAAGCAAAUCUUGUAACUCCACGAAAUGGCGAACCACUGAUAGCUGCUAUUCAGGAUUUCCUGACUGCGGGCUACCUCCUGACCUUGAAGGACACAUUCUUUGACAGGUCCAAAACCUGCCAGAUAGUUGCUUCAAUUCUCGUUGGCAAAGAUGAAAAGGUCAAAAUCUCUCUCCCUCGACCAGCCAUAAUGAAGCCCAUGGCUCUUUGGACAGGUAAACAGAUCUUCAGUCUGAUACUGAAGCCCAGCAAACAAUGUCCUGUCAAAGCCAACCUGAGGACCAAGGGUAAACAGUACUGUGGAAAGGGAGAGGACCUCUGUCACAAUGACUCAUUCGUGGUGAUCCACAACAGUGAGCUGAUGUGUGGCAGCAUGGAUAAGAGCACUUUGGGAUCGGGUUCCAAAAACAACAUCUUCUACAUCCUGCUGAGAGACUGGGGACAGCUGGAAGCUGCCAACGCCAUGUCACGCCUAGCAAGAUUGGCGCCAGUGUACCUGUCGAACAGGGGUUUUUCCAUCGGCAUUGGGGAUGUAACACCUGGCCAGGGUCUGUUAAAAGCCAAACAUGACCUGCUGGAUGACGGCUACAGGAAGUGUGACGAGUACAUUGAAGCCCUCCAGACGGGAAAACUUCAGCAACAGCCAGGUUGUUCAGCAGAGGAGACACUCGAGGCUCUAAUCCUUAGGGAGCUGUCAGUCAUCAGAGACCGAGCUGGCAGCGCUUGCCUGAGGGAGCUUGACAAAAGCAACAGUCCUCUCAUCAUGGCUCUGUGUGGCUCCAAAGGAUCCUUCAUUAAUAUCUCUCAAAUGAUUGCCUGUGUGGGACAGCAGGCCAUAAGUGGAUCUCGAGUACCUGAUGGUUUUGAGAACCGUUCCCUUCCGCACUUUGAGAAGCAUUCUAAAUUGCCAGCGGCCAAAGGUUUUGUGGCAGACAGCUUCUACUCUGGACUGACACCCACAGAGUUUUUCUUCCACACAAUGGCCGGACGUGAGGGUCUGGUCGACACCGCCGUCAAAACAGCAGAGACUGGCUACAUGCAGAGGCGUCUGGUGAAGUCGCUGGAGGAUUUAUGCUCCCAGUAUGACCUCACAGUCCGAAGCUCCACCGGGGACAUUAUCCAGUUUAUUUACGGGGGCGAUGGCCUAGAUCCAGCUGUGAUGGAAGGAAAGGAUGAGCCACUUGAGUUUAAGAGAGUCCUGGACAACAUUCGGGCAGUGCAUGCAUGCCCAGAUGAACCUGCGCUCAGUCAAAAUGAGUUGGUGCUCACUGCAGAUGCCAUCAUGAAAAGAGCAGACUUCUUGUGCUGCAGAGACAGCUUCCUGGAGGAAAUAAGAAAGUUUAUCAAGAGUGUCUCAGAGAGAAUAAAAAAAACAAGAGACAAGUAUGGCAUCAACGACAACGGAACAAGUGAGCCUAAAGUUCUGUACCAGCUUGACCGUAUCACCCCGACUCAGCUGGAGAAGUUUCUGGAAACCUGCCAAGACAAGUACAUGAGAGCUCAGAUGGAGCCUGGAUCUGCUGUUGGUGCUCUUUGUGCACAGAGUAUCGGUGAGCCUGGAACCCAGAUGACUCUGAAAACCUUCCACUUUGCCGGUGUGGCCUCUAUGAAUAUUACUCUUGGUGUGCCCAGGAUCAAGGAGAUCAUCAACGCCUCAAAGAAUAUUAGCACGCCAAUCAUCACUGCUCAUCUGGACAUUGAAGAUGAUGCUGAUUUUGCCAGACUGGUGAAAGGAAGGAUUGAGAAAACUCUACUUGGCGAGAUUUCUGAAUACAUAGAAGAGGUUUUUCUGCCGGAUGACUGCUUUAUCCUUGUGAAAUUAUCACUGGAGAGAAUCAGACUUCUGCGCCUGGAGGUUAACGCAGAAACCGUGCGCUACUCCAUUUGCAUGUCCAAACUGAGAGUGAAGCCGGGGGACAUUGCUGUGCACGGUGAAGCAGUGGUGUGUGUGUCCCCUCGGGAGAACAGCAAGAGCUCCAUGUACUAUGUGCUGCAGUCGCUAAAAGAGGAACUUCCCAAGGUGGUCGUCCAAGGAAUCCCAGAAGUUGCUCGAGCUGUCAUUCACAUUGAUGAACAGAGUGGAAAGAACAAGUACAAGCUGCUGGUGGAGGGAGACAACAUGAGAGCUGUCAUGGCAACUCACGGCGUCAAUGGAAGCCGCACCACGUCCAACAAUACAUACGAGGUGGAGAAGACGUUGGGUAUUGAAGCCGCCAGGUCGACCAUUAUCAACGAGAUCCAGUACACAAUGGUGAAUCACGGGAUGAGCAUCGACAGGCGGCAUGUGAUGCUUCUGGCUGAUCUGAUGUCCUAUAAGGGCGAGAUACUCGGAAUCACCAGGUUUGGUUUAGCUAAAAUGAAGGAGAGCGUCCUCAUGUUGGCGUCCUUUGAGAAAACCGCAGACCACCUUUUCGAUGCUGCCUACUUUGGACAAAAGGACUCCGUCUGCGGAGUGUCCGAGUGCAUCAUCAUGGGAAUUCCAAUGAAUCUGGGAACUGGACUGUUUAAACUCCUCCACAAGGCAGAGAAGGAUCCCUCUCCGAUCAGAAGACCGCUGCUCUUUGAUAGUGCUGAAUUUCACACAUCACUGGUUACGUAGCAGGAGCGCAAGGGAGAGAAAGAUUUCCUCUCUUCAAAGUGCUCCUAACCAAAGUGUACUUGUCAUGCUGGAUGUUCCCUGUGAAUUAUUUAAAACACAGCCAAGGCUACAACUGUAUUAUCAGAGUGAAUCAUUUCUGUUUGAAUUGUGGAAUUUACUAUGAAAGGAUAUUUUAUUAUUUUCUUUAUUUGUUGUCUCGUCGAAGGAGCUGCUGCCAGAAGUGUCAGAAGAUUGUAGUCAAAUUGUUAUUUUUCCAAGUGUCCUUGGGGGCGUCUUGAAUUAAUAUUAAGUCGAAUGAAGAUUAAAUAAAGGCUUAAAACCUU